Molecule: messenger RNA, 2027 nt
Organism: Hymenoscyphus albidus
Lineage: Eukaryota; Fungi; Ascomycota; Leotiomycetes; Helotiales; Helotiaceae
Source: the annotation of a GenBank genome assembly
CAAGAACAAGAUGAACUCUAAUUUGUCAGAAACAUCUUCGACUCCCACGUCCUCUGUGGCAGAAUUUACCAAGAAACCCGUUCGUGGCUGGCGUUUCUGGGCUAUGUUUCCUGGACUUUGUUUAACCUCAUUUAUCUGUGCCCUCAACUCAACAAUUCUCUCUACGGUACUUCCAGUUAUUGCCGCAGAUUUACAUUCAUCGUCACUUUAUGUCUGGACAGUCAAUGCAUACACUUUAACCUUUACCGCCGUUCAACCACUUUACGGGCAAUCUGCAGACGUGUUUGGGCGGAAGAAAACAAUAUUGACGGCUAUGAUACUAUUCAUGAUAGGCAGCACAAUCUGUGGAGGAGCACAGAAUACAGCCAUGUUAAUCGGUGGCCGUGUUAUCCAGGGACUUGGUGGUGGUGGACUCAGUAUCUUGCCAGCAAUGGUAGUAUGCGAUUUGGCACCACUGCGAGAACGUCAGAAAUAUACAGGGGUUGUAUACGCAUCCUAUGCCCUUGGUACUUUUCUUGGACCUCUUUGUGGAGGGGUAGGUUUUCAUUGAAAAGAACUUGGAGAACAAUAGGCUAAUUUCUGUUAGAUAAUUGUUGAUCAUACUGGAUGGCGUUGGGUCUUUUGGUUGAACCUCUUAGUCGCAGCGCUGGCCCUUACCUUGAUCAUAACGUUUGUAAAGCUGGAGGUUUCAGAGUCUCCUAUUGCAACCACCGGGUUCAAGACGGCUUGGAGACAACUAGCGGGAAUCGAUUAUAUCGGCAAUUUCCUUCUGAUGAGCGCAGUAACUUCAAUCCUCAUUGCUCUAGCGGGCACGGGUUCCAAAGAUGCCUCAAUAUCAUGGAACUCGUGGAACACUUUGGUACCGCUGCUGCUCGGUCUCAUAGCACUGCCCCUAUUUGUUCUUUACGAAGCAUCUCCAUUUUGCUCCAAUCCCAUGACACCUCUUCGCCUAUUCUCCAAUAUGACAUCUGGACUUUCUUUUUUCCUCGCUUUUCUCCACGGAUUGAUACUGUACUGGGCUACGUACUUCCUCCCAGUUUACUUUCAAGGAGUCCUGUUGAACUCUCCUCAGGAAUCUGGAAUCAAUAUAUUGGCAGGGGCUCUCCCUAUGGUGCCGUUCGGGAUUGCUGGCGGAUUCGUUAUCUCCAAGACCGGAAGGUAUCGUUUGAACCAGCUCAUAGGAUUUGCACUGGCUGCGACAGCUAUUGGGCUGUUCUGUGUGUUGGAUCAGCACUCAUCGGCACUAGGGUGGGUCCCACUUCAAAUAUUGUUCGCCGCAGGAGCCGGUAUCGUUCAAACUUCAACACUUCCCGCCAUUCAAGCUCCAUUGCCAGAGUCAGACGUUGCAAUGGCUACCGCAACAUGGGGUUUCGUUCAUGGGCUGGGUUUUGUGUGCGGUGUUGCUAUUCCUUCAAGCGUUUUUGAGACGAAGGCCCAGAGCCUUUUGCACACUAUUAGCGAUGUAGCUGUGAGAGAAGCAUUUCAACAAGCAGGAGCAUAUGAGCAUGCUUCGAGGGCCUAUAUCACAACUCUACGUGGUCCAAUCAGAGUACAGGUUAUUGAAUUGUUUCGGAACUGCUUAAAGCUUCUAUGGGGAGUGGGAACGGCGUUUGCUGUAUCAGGGGUAAUUGCCUCGUUUUUCGUCAAGGACGUUGUGCUGAGAGAAAGCUUGGAUACAAAAUACGGCUUUAAAAACGAGAAAGUCCAUGCAAGUGAUGAGUCUUUGCCUACGGCUGAACGCGUGAAUCAAUCAUGAGUCUUUAGACUCGUAAGAGGCAGGAAAAAAGCUUUUUGAAAAUAUAUGGACUUUCUGGGGAAUCCAAUAUCGAUUUCACAGACACUUUGUCUCUCGGGCAUUUAUGGAGUAGGUCAAGAUUUUGGCGGCAAGUUUUGAAGGGUUUGGGUAAAGCUGGAGACGAAAAUACGUUUGAAAUGGGAAGACUUGCUUGGGCUAUUAGAUAUAGGCAAAAAUGGGUGACCAAAAUAUGAUGAAUGCAUAUAGAGGGUGUUAACAGAAUCAGUUCCCG